AUGUCCGAUCAAGGCGGUCCCCUCGGCGGCGUCGGAAAGACCCUAGGCGGAGUCACCAAAGGCGUAGGCGACACGGUUGGCGGAGUUACAAAGGGAGUAAGCGAUACGGCCGGCAAUGCCGGGAAGGGAGUGACCGACACUGUCAAGGGUGCUGGGCAGACUGUUUCGGACACGGCCGGCGGGACGUCGGAUAAACCUGGUGGGGAUAGCAUUGGUGGGAAGAAGCAGACGGGGCAGAACCCGCUCGGGUUGUAG
This is a messenger RNA of Coniosporium apollinis CBS 100218, 255 nucleotides long. RefSeq lists its product as uncharacterized. Lineage: Eukaryota; Fungi; Ascomycota; Dothideomycetes. The record is from RefSeq and is a predicted model, not a curated record. Bases 1 to 255 code for a protein of 84 amino acids. The transcript is spliced from 3 exons.